UACCUUAUAAAGUAGUGUAGUUGUUUCCUGUGUCUGUACCCUCUACUUUCUUUCAGUCAGUCUGAGGGAGACAUCUGGCAUUGUAAAAUCACUCUUUCUACCCAAGUGACUGGAGAAACCCUUCUUCUUUUCUGCUCCAUUUCCAUUGGUUGUCCCUUUGCUGCUUCUUACACUGAGGAUAUGGCGCCUUCUCUGCAGACGGCAUUUGCUCGCCGCUGGUGGAUCGCUAGUACUGCAGUGCUGGAGAAUCUCUUUUUCUCAGCUGUUCUGUUCGGAUGGGGCUCACUGCUCAUCAUGUUACAACAGGAAGGAUUUUAUUCACAUCUAUGCAAAGAGACAAAUUCUUCUGAGAAUGAAUCAUUGUCCUAUAAAGCAACAGCUAAUGCCUCAUUACCGAAGCCAUGGCUGACUUGUACGGCCCAGGAAGAGAUGCUGAAUUUGGGUUUUACAAUUGGUUCCUUUUUAUUAAGUGCAGCAACUCUUCCCUUGGGGAUUCUGAUGGAUCGAUAUGGACCUCGCCCACUCAGAUUAGUGGGAAGCUUCUGCUUUGCACUGUCAUGUGCUCUGGUGGCUCUCUCUGGAUAUGAUCCAUCAGUGUUAGCCCCGGUGAUAUUUCUUGCUCUGUCUCUAAAUGGUUUUGGAGGUAUCUGUCUGACGUUCACAUCUCUAACAUUACCCAAUAUGUUUGGCAGCCUGAGCUCUACAAUGAUGUCGUUAAUGAUUGGAUCUUACGCAUCAUCUGCCAUCACAUUUCCUCUUCUUAAACUUAUAUACGAGGCAGGUGUCUCUUUCGUGGGGAUUAUGCUGGGCUGGUCUGCUUUAGCUUGUCUGAUUUUUCUCAACUGUCUCAUCAAUUGGCCCAAGGAAUCCAUCCCGUCGCCAGAAGAGACCGACUUUACGAAAAAGGUUACACUGCGCACUCUUGCAUUAGACCACAAAGUUACUGGAGACCAGUUUUACACCCACGUGACUACUGUUGGCCAACGAUUAAGUCGCAAAGGUGAUUCUCAGGGAGAACAUUUGUCCAAUGAAGACUUGUCAAAACCUGCCAAAAAAAGCGAACCUUCCCCCACAUUCCUACAGAGUGCCUCCUCUCCCAUAUUCCUCUUCUCACUUAUUACGAUGAUGAUGACUCAACUUCGCAUCAUUUUCUUCAUGGCUGCAAUGAACAAGAUGGUGGAAUACUUGGUGCUUGGGACUCAAGAAAAUGUACCCGCGGAUCUAAAACUGCAAGCAGAGAAUACAGUGGGUUUAUAUUCAUCAGUGUUUGGGGCAUUACAACUGCUCUGCCUGUUCACCUGCCCCUUCAUUGGAUUUGUCAUGGACUGGAGGAUGAAAGAGAGCAAUGAAGGGUCUAAGACUGUGCAGAAACUAUCCAAUGCUACCAGGGCAUUUGUCUUCACAAAUAUCUUACUAAUUGGCUUUGGGGUUACUUGCCUUAUUAGCAACCUCCCAUUACAGUUUUUAUCAUUUAUUCUCCAUACGAUGGUCAGAGGUUUUAUCCAUUCAGCCUGUGGGGGACUGUACGCUGCUGUGUUUCCAUCCAAUCAUUUUGGCACCCUCAUUGGGCUGCAGUCACUCCUCAGCGCAGUAUUCGCUUUACUGCAAGAGCCUCUGUACAGGGCCAUGCUUGGACCGCUCCAUGGAAAUGGAUUCUGGGUAAACAUGGGUCUACUAAUAUCCUCCUUUGCUGGUUUCAUCCUUCCGGGAUAUUUAAUAGUGUACCGCUGUCGCCUGCUGAGACAAGCCACGAGUGAAAAGGACCCAGCCACCAUACAACUGCAAGACAUGAACCAUGCCAACGGGGUGCCAGAGGGCGAGACUAAAGCUUAGUGACAUAGCGGGUCCAAAACUGCAUACUGGAGAGACGGAUAAGUGAGAAGAGCUGCGCUGCUGUAUAAAAAUGUUAUGAUGAGAAAAUGAACUUUGAAUUCUUUAAGUAUUUAUUGUAAAAUAUCACAGUGAGUCUCAUGCUGACGUUCCCUGGAGAACUGGUGGCCUGAUAAAUCCAGGGGACGUUUAAAUUUACUGACAUGUUUUGGUGCUUUGAUGCACACAGGACUCGUCACUGAGCUAUAUUUUUCUUCCAUUUUUUCUGCAUGUUUAUUCACAGGAAAAUCUUUCAUGGCAUAAUAUCAACAAGUAAGUAAACAUGGGUCUGUUAGCACCCAUUAUGUUCUACGUUUCAUUUUUGGAACCACAACAUGCAGAGUAUUUUCACCUGUGAAGAAAAUGUUUCUUAUUAUUGAAAGAAACAAAAACAAAGAGUAGAACAUAUGAAUUACAUGUUUUUUUUUAUUGCUUUAUGUGCAUUAUUAUUACAGAAAAGAAAAUGGGACAAUAGUGGCAAUGAUCUUAGAUUUGACACAACUGAGAUAAAACCAUGCCACAAUGAAGAAGCACAUUCUUUAGAUCAGAUCUCCUUACAUACUCAGGGUUAUUUGGUGACCAGUUUAUAUAAGACUUGAAUAUGGCACCAUAAGGAAACCUUGCAACUAUUUAAACUUGAAACAUUUGCUUUAAUUUGUUUUGUAUAGAAAGCUAAAUCCAGAUGUCAUUGCAAUCCCCCCACCAGACUUGCCUGCACCCAAACAACAAUGGCCCUCAUUCCGAGUUGUUCGCUCGGUAUUUUUCAUCGCAUCGCAGUGAAAAUCCGCUUAGUACGCAUGCGCAAUGUUCGCACUGCGACUGCGCCAAGUAACUUUACUAUGAAGAAAGUAAUUUUACUCACGGCUUUUUCUUCGCUCCGGCGAUCGUAAUGUGAUUGACAGGAAAUGGGUGUUACUGGGCGGAAACACGGCGUUUCAGGGGCGUGUGGCUGAAAACGCUACCGUUUCCGGAAAAAACGCAGGAGUGGCCGGGGAAACGGUGGGAGUGCCUGGGCGAACGCUGGGUGUGUUUGUGACGUCAACCAGGAACGACAAGCACUGAAAUGAUCGCACAGGCAGAGUAAGUCUGGAGCUACUCAGAAACUGCUAAGUAGUUAGUAAUCGCAAUAUUGCGAAUACAUCGGUCGCAAUUUUAAGAAGCUAAGAUUCACUCCCAGUAGGCGGCGGCUUAGCGUGUGUAACUCUGCUAAAUUCGCCUUGCGACCGAUCAACUCGGAAUGAGGGCCAAUGUUUCUUCACCUUUGAUUUUUGGAAACAAACAGUACUGUACUGUACAACACCCAACCCUGCAAGAUGCAUUACAAGCAAGGAAUUGUGGAUGUCUUCAGUCACUGAGUAGACAGAUGAUCUGUAUAGUAACAAUGUCAUAUUUGCAAAUUCAUCUGAUAAUUUAAAUAGCUUACUGUUAUUGAAAGUGUUGUUGGUUACCUGAGCAGAUUUUGAUUGCAACCAUGUUGGGUUAUGUCAGACAAGUUUUAAAAUGCUACCUUUUUCUGCCUAGAAAAAUGCUGCACUCUGAAUAUUCCUUACUCAAGGGGAAUAGAACAGUAGAAUAAAUUUCACUAAGGCGGCAACAAAUGAAUAGCUAAUUAUGGGCCUAAUUCAUGUUUGUACGCACAUGCCUACUCAGCUGUGAUUCUCCAGGCUACAGACUUGCUAAUCAUUUCAAGUGAAGCUGCCGCCCAGAAAUGAAUAUAGACACCCAUCAGAGCCAUCACAAAUUCCUCAGCAACUGUGUACACAUACGCAGCAUUGACGCAGUAACGAGGAACAUCAACUCCCCCAUGGCGCCACAGAAGUAACGGCACUGGCACUAUCUUUCUCUACAUAUAGUACAUGAGCACAGCUGAAGGCAGAUUCACACCCCAAAAAUGGCCGUGACAAGCCUGCGUUUUUGCCGCCACUCCCCAUUACCCCCUCCCCCAAAUCUCUUCCUGUCGAUCACUCUGUGUUUCAAUUCUUAUUGUGGGUGGCAUCGCAAAGGUAUCUUGGCGUAUGCACAGUGCGAUUGCAGUGCAUGUACAGUCUGCCGAUAAUCGCUCAGUUGCGUGACUAUCUACAUUGCGUGCAAACAUGAAUUUGGCCCUAUGUUGAAAUAAUUUACUAGUAGUUAUUUUAUGUAAAGCAGUUUGUUUUUGUUUUUGUUUCUUAAGAUCAGUGAUCUUUUAAAAAUGACUGUAGAUCAGUGCCACAAAUGUUAGGAGCCAGUGACAUACUGGGGCAUUUCUGAACAGUGGAUGAUCAAGCCUCUCCAGGCACUUCUAUAGCUGGAGACAGGUGCCGCUAUGGAACGAACCGUGCUGACCCCUUGCACCUAGGUUGACAGUACCACCCUUGGUGCCUUGGUAAGAGCCAUGUAUCAGACGUUAGUAACAAAUCUUUACAUCUAUUUACAAACCAGUGGAGGCAAUUUUUUAAGUGCACUCAUUGUGCAACACAAGACACUUUAAUUUAGCAUUGGCGCACAUAAAGUAGGUGCUAUGCUGUGAACAUCAUGGUGCGUGCUUACUUUCUGCUCAUAGAAGUAAAACUACACCUAAGUGUGCAGAUGUGAAGAAGUGAAUUGUGCAAAAGUGUAAAUGUCAAAUAUUUCUAUCACUUUAGAACUACCACAGUCAUUGAAUGAUGCACUUCAGUUUUUAUCUUAAAAUACUGCUUGGCUUAGCCCUAUUUAUGGUUUGGAUGAUUGAAUGAUGAGUGAAUAUGAAUAUUUGGUAUUUUUGUUCUGCAUUGGCAGAAUGCAUCUAGUAAGGAUCUUUACCACCAAAAAGCAACUUUGAUGCCUAUUAAAAUAAGGGUUCAGAGUUAGUGGAAAAAAGUAUUUUGCAGAGUGGAAAAGGCUUUGUCCUCUUGGCACAGCUAGGAACACCCCUAAAAUUGACCCUUGACACCACUUUAUCUUAUUUCAAUAAUCUCACUCUGUAAACCAAAAUCUAGUUUUGGCAUUGGCGAACCUAGGACCUAUUUCAGAUUAGUAAUUAAACCUAUUAGUGUACAGUAUGUAAUAUUUUGAUGUUUGUGCAUGUGCAGAAUGGGUCCUGCGUAUCCGAUCGCAGCCCCCUCUUAGCCGCAGCAUGAUUGACAUGUUGUAACCGGGACUGUUUAACAAAACAGGGGCAUGUUGACCCCGUUAUGCAGAUGUGUCGAGCCCAGGGUUGCAGACUUCCUGGACCCAGCCAGUUUGAGUCGCGAUGGUGAACUAUGGACGUAGCACUUGGAUUGCAGAUGCAUGCAAAAGGUGUGUAUUUGCAUUUUAUUUGUAUGGUAUUACACAGCUGCUUCCCUGUGGCUGUGUUAUAAAGUACAACUUGGAAUCAGGCCCCUAUUCUGUACUUUACAGGGAACACCCUCACUCUAACCAAAUCCUUCCACUGCCUGCUGCAAUCGUUUGCUUGGCUGCAAAUGCUGGCACCUUACUUCACAAUUCUGUUAGCUUUGGAGGAAAUCUAGGCCCUAGAGAUGUGUGGUUCGGUACUCCAGAAGUCCGAAUCCACUCGAAAUUUGUGGAUCCGAACCAAAACCUGGUCCAGAUCUAAUGAGGAACCCCAGUUCUGAUCUUCCUGCCGUUCGGAAUUUGGAUUUUAUCUUCGUAUUUGGAUUUUAUUUGCUGUUUUUGUAGCUUUUUAUCAAUAUUUAUCAUUUUUUUUUAAAUAGAUUUUUAACCAAACCAAAAACUGAAUCCAAACCAAAUCACCUGAGGGUGAUUUUGCCAAAACCAAAACACGAUUAAUUAAAACCAAAGCACUUAGUUGCACACAUCUCUACUAGGCACACUUAUGCAGGCACUCCAAGAGGGGUAUCCAGUAUAAUUUUUCUUAGUUGGCAGGAAGACACAUUACACUUAUAAAUACAGUUUGUUUGUGUUGUCAGUUAAAUAUUAUUUAUACUGAUGAGUGUAUAAGAAUGUAAUUCUUUUUGUAUGUUGUGAUGUGACAUUGUAUAAAUAAAGAACAAUGUAAAGUAA
Messenger RNA from Pseudophryne corroboree (corroboree frog), 5853 nucleotides. It is a transcript of the gene SLC43A1, whose product is annotated as solute carrier family 43 member 1. The transcript has 15 exons. The record is from RefSeq and is a predicted model, not a curated record. Gene Ontology annotation, molecular function: neutral L-amino acid transmembrane transporter activity; L-amino acid transmembrane transporter activity. Bases 181 to 1833 code for a protein of 550 amino acids. NCBI's taxonomy places the organism in Eukaryota, Metazoa, Chordata, Amphibia, Anura, Myobatrachidae. Gene Ontology annotation, biological process: neutral amino acid transport; transmembrane transport.